Molecule: messenger RNA, 2076 nt
Organism: Branchiostoma floridae (Florida lancelet)
Lineage: Eukaryota; Metazoa; Chordata; Leptocardii; Amphioxiformes; Branchiostomatidae
Product: alpha-2,8-sialyltransferase 8B-like
Exons: 5
Coding region: 196-1281 (361 amino acids)
Biological process (GO): N-glycan processing; oligosaccharide metabolic process
Molecular function (GO): alpha-N-acetylneuraminate alpha-2,8-sialyltransferase activity
Source: RefSeq, a predicted model, not a curated record
GUUCAGAAACAAAUCUAACCGGUUACCCUGCGACCCUACUGACCUUUACCGUUAAUUAUGUCGUUUGCCUAUUAAAACACGCUUCCAAAACAGAUCAUGAACGUUGUCAGUCUGUCUCCAAACCCCAAGCUAAAUUGCCGGCAAUCUUAACGUCGUUUGUGUCUGAAGCAUUGAAAACCUACUGUAAGUGCGGCCAUGGCGACAACAGAAGUUGUGAGCUGGCAUCAAGAGGACAAGGAUGUCGGUUUGCGUUCAAAAGAGCCGAGCAGAGGACUGAUGACAUUCAUUAUCUGUACAAUAAUGUCAACAGCGUUAUGCAUUCUACAGGCAGUGAUAUGGAGGGACUCGUUGCCACAAGUCCCGCCGUACCAGUUUGGAAACAGGACCAUAGCAAGACUCCGUCGGCCAAAGCUACAAUUUGGAUCCUUAGCACCAGAUGCAGCCUGGGAAUUUAGACCGGAGGCCAUGGCGAAAGUCAGAAAUUCUACAAUGAAACUACAUCCUGACGUUCAUCUCAGGUUAUUUAAGUUGGGCACUCAAUACAAAAAGGAUACCUGUGAAGGAAACAAAGACAUUUCCGAAGUCCACUGCCAGACAGACUACAGCACUAAGAUUGGUCACUACAACACGUGUGCUGUGGUUGGCAAUAGCGGCGUGCUUCUGGAAAGCCGUUGUGGUGCUGAGAUUGAUUCCAAGGAUUACGUUAUAAGGAUUGACAUACCCGUAGUAAGAGGAUAUGAAAAAGACGUUGGUGAACGAACCAGUAUGACGGUACUCAACCUCAGCACACCGAAACGGUUACAGAGGUCUGCACGUUUGAAAAAUAGAACCCAGGAUGUGUACGAGAGUCGCCUGAGGAACAUAGGUGGCACUGCCCUGGUGACGGAUAAAAAGGCAAGACACACAAUAAUGAGUUCAUCAAGAAAGUAUCAUCUCCCCUUUUCUUUGUACAUUGUCAAAGGAAGCUUAAGACGAGGAAUCAAUCCAAUUGCGUCCAAGUUAGCGAACAGGAAACCGGGCGGGAAUCCUACCACGGGACUGGUGACCAUUCUGAUGGCGACUGCGUUCUGUGACCACCCUUACUUGUACGGCUUCUUCCCAUUCCAAAUAGAUGCCAACAAUACACCAAUCCCCUAUCACUACUACCCGGGAGACUACAUCAAACCUAUCAAACAGAACGCCGCUGGUCGUCACCACAUGACGAGAGAAUAUAACUUAUUUAGGGAUCUACAUAAGCAGGGCGUGCUGAAGAUGCACGUCGGUCCAUGCGAGGAGAAGUAAAGAUGUUUACAGCACAAUAAUUUAGCCACCUUAUCUUUGUACUUAAGUAGAUAAGUUCCAUACAUACUAAUAUAAUAUCAUAUCAUAUCAUGACCAGCAGAUAACUUUGUAUAACAAAUUUUAUGAAAUCAUUUUGAAAACCAGCUUGAACCAUCGAUGUUGACAUGGCAUUGGUGACAAUAACAAAAGCUUUUAAUGAUUUUACUACGCAUUUGCUGCUAAAUGCACCAUAGUAUAACGUUAUAUCUAUCAAGUAACUUCACCAUCUGUUAGCUAAAUCGACGAAACGAUAGAUUCACAUGACCAUUCCCUUGUAAAUGUAAACCAAGCGCUUAGAUCGUAGCUUUCAACAGUCCAUAUCAUUGCUUGAAUAGUCAUUCGUUUCCACUUGUCACCACUGUUAUCUAUACCAAAGUCUUUUAUUUCAUGUAUGUCUGCUAUAUUCUGUAUGUCCCAUGUUGCAAUCAACCCUCGGGCAAUCGGUUACUGGCAAUUUUGAAAUUUGGUGACGUUUGGCGAAAGUCGUCGACAGAGGGACGCCGGUGUAACUUGUGUGUCAACAUUUGUCAACAAUUACUGUGGAGCCGGAAUAAAUGAUAUUCAAAUUCCUACAUGUAUUGUGUACUGGCAAUAGCAUAUUCAUAUAUAAACGUCGCUAGGUCAAUGCAAUUUGACGAGAAACUAUACCAGUGUUUUACGAUUUCUGUUUGUGUCUUAAUUCUGUGCUUUGUGUAAUAGUUGUUGCCAUACAUUGUAUUAUGUACAAUCGUCGUGCAAUAAAGUUCUCUAUAACUG